Poecilia latipinna (sailfin molly) is the source of this 2831-nucleotide messenger RNA. Its product is annotated as major histocompatibility complex class I-related gene protein-like. Lineage: Eukaryota; Metazoa; Chordata; Actinopteri; Cyprinodontiformes; Poeciliidae. The record is from RefSeq and is a predicted model, not a curated record. The transcript has 7 exons. Gene Ontology annotation, cellular component: external side of plasma membrane. Gene Ontology annotation, biological process: immune response. The coding region runs from base 1306 to 2385 and encodes 359 amino acids.
UGCAGAAAACUAUCUGCACAUCAUCGACUUCUUCAUAUGGAGGGAUGCUUGUGAGCCCCGAGGAUCCAGCAAGACAAACCUUUAGUUUGUUUCACUGUUUGAAAAAAAGAGUUAGUUUUGACAAAUUAUAGAACAAAUUUUAUUAUUAAAAAACAAAUUUUCAGUUUUCUUACUGAAGUCUUACUGAAUACCAUCUAUACAUUAGUAAACAUGAUCUAAUUGAUCUUUUAAUUAGAAAUAAGUCAUCUAUUUACCUAGAACCUUGACAAGUAAAUAAAAUAUUUGAUGUAACAAAUUGAUAAUGUUUUGCGCUUUCUUUCCUGCAGAUGUAGCAUGACAAAACAUAAUAAGUAUCACCAAACACUUCAUCUUGCUCAGAAAGCUGAUUGUAAACACAGACUAUGUAGAAAGUUUAAAUUGUUUAACCUGUUUGUUAAGUCCAGAAAUGCUUUCAGUUUUAUGUUCUUGGGUGUGUUUAUUGUGGUUGACAGAAAACUUGUCAGUUUGAUUAUUUAGUAACUAUGGAGCUUUCUUCAUAAUAAAACUCCAGUGGAACUUGACUUGUUAUUUAAUGGUUUCUCACUUUUAGUAGAAAAUGUAGUUGCUCAAGUGCAACUGAACAGCCUGAAGUGACCCAAAUCCGAUUAUUUUUUUUUGCCUUCAUGCAACAUGUAUCUGAUCUUGUCAUGACAGUCAGACAAGAUCAGAUACAUGUUGCAUUUUUUACAAAUGCGACCCAGACUACUUUGAUACGUGUUCCUAAAUCUGAUGUGUGUCUGAUCUUUUAAAAUGGAACCUGUGUCUGUACGGCCAGGUCACAUUCAUCCGACCUAUACGUCAUUGAUACUUGACAAAAGUCAGUUCUGCAUCCUGACAUGCGGAAACGGAAGAAAAAAUAACAACCAUGGCGGACGAUACCAAGGACUAAGCUGUUAAUGUGACUUUGAGAAGGCAAGAUAUGCUCCAUCAGUACCAUUUAUGUUUAAAAACGAAAGCAGAAAAAAAUCAAGACUGAGUCAAGAGAAAGUGCAGCAACAACAACAAAAAAACAAAAGCUAAGGUGGAGCACGUUACCUGUUUGACAUCAAAUCCAGUUUGUUGAGAUCAGGUGUAGAAGAUAUGAAGUAUGUUUGCUAAACAGUUUCAGGAAGCAUCCUUAAAGACUGUGGGAGGGGCAGGUAAUGUAACUGAAGGCGGCUCUUGUUUCAAGUAUCUCCAGUCGCUUUGCGUUGAUCUUUGGUUUUGCUCUCAGCUUAACCGAUGUACUUCACUCACAUGAUUUAACAGCUUGGUUUUCUAGAAAAGAUGUGGCUUUACACAAACAAAAUAGCAAUAUUGCUUCUUCUCUGCCAGACUUCAUCAUCAGUCAAAAAUUCACUGACAUUUUUUGCCAUUAUAUCAACUGGGAUCAAAAAUCUUCCAAACCUGUUUACAACAGUAAUUGACGACAUCCAAGUGGAUUACUAUGAUGGCAAUGGAGUUAGAAAACAAAGCUCAAUUCUCUGGAAGAACAUUUCAAAUUCCUCUCAGUCGACGAUAUUCUCUGAAGAAGCAUUAAGGUCUCUGGACAACCUUUUGACAUCCUACUUAAAUAAGACAGCAAAUCUAAACCCAACUGAAGCUGUUCAUGUUUUACAGUGCAUGACCGGCUGUGAAUCGGAUGAAACAUCUGCUGAAGUUGUCAUUUUUCAGCAGUGUGGCUACAAUGGAGAAGAUUUUAUGAAAGCAGACUUCAAAAACCUGACUUGGAUUGCUCAGAGUUCUUUGGCUAAAAACAUUACACAGGAACUGAAUGUAUACCAGCAUCAAUUUCUGUCACUGACUUGCCCUGAAAUGCUGAACGAGUUUGUGAAUCGUAGCGCUCUGCAGAGAGAAGACUUCACUUCUGUCACUCUCCUCCAGAAGACCCCUUCCUCUCCUGUCAGAUGUUUUGCCACAGGUUUCUACCCAAACACAGCCGAGAUGUUCUGGAGGAGAGAUGGAGUGGAGAUCCAAAAUGAUGAGGAGCCCAGUGAGAUCCUCCCAAACCACGACGACACUUACCAGAUGAGUGUUGACCUGAAUGUUUCAGCAAUUGCAUCUGAAGACUGGAAGAGAUAUGACUGUGUGUUUAAGCUCGGUAAUAAAACCAUAGCAACCAGACUGAAAAAGGACAUAAACAUUACUGAGGAUGCUUCAGAUCCAGUGUCUCCUUCCUCUUCCUCCAAGUUUCCUCUUGAUUUGGCCAUUGGACUUGUUGUCGGAUUGAUUCUGUUGUGCUUCUGCAUAACUGGACUCUUUCUAUGGAAAAAUUCAAUAAACGCCUCACAUUUCAAUCAUAGACCUUCAUAUCCCAACUAUCCAACCACCAUACGAAAUUGUCAACAUCAUUGUGAUUUAGAGUAAGUUUGUGAUCAAGGUUUGUGUUUUGAGUGGGAUCAAAAGAACGGAUACAGAGCUGGAAUUACAAAUAAUGUUAUUUAACCAACACUACCUGUGACUCCUUCAAAAUAUUAUGGUGUGACGUCUCUUUCAGUGAACAGUAAAACAGGAAACAUACUGGAAAAUAGUAAUAAUUUGUUAGAUAUUUUGCUUUAACUUUUUUUUAUGAACUGAUAUCAAAGUAAUCUUUUAAUGAAUGAAAGAAGACAGUUUUUAAGUAUUUCGAUUCAAUAACUUGUGCUGCUCUAUAUAGCUAUGAUUUUCUUGAAAUAAUUUGGUUUGUAUGGCAAUUACAAAAUCACUAUAUUUUCGGAAUUAUAUAAUUCUCAAUUCGCUUCUUCUUGUUCUAUAUUUUGAUCAAUGUUUCUGUUUAGUAUGAUAUUAAUUAAAGGGUAUAUGUUGUCAUCAUA